Cynara cardunculus var. scolymus (artichoke) is the source of this 1045-nucleotide messenger RNA. Its product is annotated as glutathione S-transferase F12-like. Gene Ontology annotation, cellular component: cytoplasm. The record is from RefSeq and is a predicted model, not a curated record. Lineage: Eukaryota; Viridiplantae; Streptophyta; Magnoliopsida; Asterales; Asteraceae. Bases 1 to 912 code for a protein of 303 amino acids. The transcript has 5 exons. Gene Ontology annotation, molecular function: glutathione transferase activity; glutathione binding.
AUGCGGCAAAUAUGGUGGAUCAAAUGGGUGAAUGACUAUGUCUGUGAAAUCCUUUAUCAUCCUAGGAAGGCAAAUGUGGUGGUUGACACGCUUAGUCGAAUGGAAAAGAGUGGAACAAUGAAAGCCAUUGCAUUGAGAACGAACCUGAUCCCUGGCAUUCUUAAUGAAAUUCUAAGAUGUCAAGGAUUGAAGAAAGAUAAUGCAAAAUAUGUCGAACGAUGUUUGAUGUGUCUGCAAGUGAAGAUUGAGCAUCAACAACCAUAUGAGAAUUUACUGUCUCUAGAAAUUCCUGUGUGGAAGGCAGCUUGCCCACAGAGAGUAUUGGCUUGCCUUUUGGAAUUUGGGGUUGACUUCGAGCUUAUAAAUGUUGACCUCGACUCCAACGAGCAUAAACAACCUGAAUUUCUACAAAAACAGCCUUUCGGACAAGUCCCAGUUAUUGAAGAUGGCGAUUUUCGGCUUUUUGAAUCUAGGGCAAUCAUGAGGUAUUAUGCAACAAAAUACGCCGAUAGAAAUCCAAAACUCUAUGGAACGAMUCUAGAUGAGAAAGCGUUGGUUGACCAAUGGCUAGAAGUCGAAGCACAUCACUUCAACGACAUGGUUUACACGAUCGUUCUUCAAAAACUCGUCAUCCCAAAGAUGGGAGGGAAACCCGACUUAGCCCUAGUACAAAAUUGCGAAAAAAAGCUUGAGAAAGUGUUUGAUAUAUACGAACAACAACUUUCAAAGAAUAGGUACCUAGCCGGAGAUUGUUUCACACUAGCCGAUCUGAGCCACCUUCCCGGGAUUCGGUAUCUGAUAAAUGAAGCUGAAUUAGGACACAUGGUGAAAGGGAAGAAGAACGUGAAUUCGUGGUGGUGCGACAUUUCGAACCGAGUUGCUUGGAAAAAAGUCAUGCAACUAAUGGAGUGAGUUAGUUGGACUGAAUUCGGAGUUUCUGUAUUUGCAAACAAAAAAUAAAUCGAACAUUUCAGGUUUACAACUCAUUAGUGAAGUUAUGAUGGAUAUAUAUUCUAUAUUAUAAAACGUUCAGUAUAAACUUUUA